This is a messenger RNA of Chironomus riparius, 3722 nucleotides long. The record is from the annotation of a GenBank genome assembly. Lineage: Eukaryota; Metazoa; Arthropoda; Insecta; Diptera; Chironomidae.
UUGAUGUAAAAAGCCAUGGAACGUCCACGAGGUUUCUUUACGAAAAGGACUGAACAUUAUAACAAUAUACAAAAGGAAGAGAAUAAGAAGAAAGCAAUCGAACAGAGUUUGACGAUAAAUCCAAAAGAAGCAGAGAAGCUUACACAACAGCAACAAUCAUCGCCAAGUCCAAAAGUUGAAAAUUUAGAUCCAAAUAAAUCGACUGCCGUAGUUCAUACGAGAACCCCAAAUAAGGAACGUCCAUUGAAGUGUCUCGAAACAUUAGCACAAAAGGCUGGAAUAACCUUUGACGAAAAGUACGAAAAUUCUUUAGUUAUGGAAAAAUCACAAAGUCCUGCACAGCAAGUGCAGCAACAGCAACAGCAGCAACAACAACAACAACAACAACAAAUGCCCAUGCAAAUUUUGCCAGAGCAAUUGACACAAUUCCAACAGUUUCAAAUUCAACAAGCAUUUGGAAAUGGAGGACCAACGAUUCAAGUUAAGCAAGAAUAUGCAACACAACAGCAACAAGGAAUUACAGCUGCUGAUUUAAAGUCAUUACAAGAUCAACAGAUGCAACAAAUGCAAAUUGUUCAGGAAUCACCACAAAGUCCACAUCAAAAUUCACAAAACAUGCAAAAUGCACAAAAUAUUCAGAAUGCAAUACAGCAAGCUGUUCAAUCUGGACAAGUUCCAGCCGAAUAUUUACAGCAACGCGUUCAAGUCCUUCAGCAACCUAUUCAAAAUACAUCAUAUCUACAACAAAUGUAUGGUCCUCAAUUACUCAUGUCAGCUGCUGGAAAUUUAAUAGGUCACAGUGGAUUAGGACAGCAACAAAUUCAGUUAAUAGCUGGGAAACCAUUUCAGAAUCAACUAACGCCACAAAUGCUUAGCACGGCGGGUGGGAAACCAGUUUUAACGACAGCGUCAGGAGCUCAAAGUUUCAGUUAUACGACACUUCCAACGAUUCCCUCAAGUCAAUCACAAACGUUACUUUUUAGUCCAGUGACUGUUAAUGGUGUACUUGGAUCACAAACACAAAAUCAGCAAGGUGGACAACAGAGUAUAUUGCCAAAUAUGCAAACACAAAACACACCAUCAAAAAAUGACAAUACACAAAAGACUGUUGGAGGACAGAAAGUUUUACAAAAAGUGACGACACAAAAUUCUAAUCAACAGCAAUCAGGGAAUGUAGGAAAUCAGGCUCAGCAACAAGCCAAUCAGCAGCAACAAUGUGUUCAAGUUUCACAGACAAUGCCAACAGCUCAAUUAUUAGGUGGUCAAACUAUGCAAUUCACUCCGUGGCAUUUGCAAGGAAUGCCAUUUUGGACAGCAACAGCAAAUGGAAUUCAACCACAAAUAGUAGCAACAAAUCCAAUUUUAAUAAGAGGAUCUAAUCAAGAUGGAACACAGAUGAUUUUCCAACAGAGUCCAACGCCAACUUCAACGCAUCAAACUGUACAAUCUCCACACAAUCAAAUUUCUCUUGUCGGAAAUAUUGCUCAAGCCACGAAUCAACAACAAAAAGUUCGUCCAGCCAAUGAAAAUUUACAAGCGAAGCAACAAAAUCAGCAACGAGCACCACCAAUUCUCCCACAGGGUGCUCCCAUACGUCCUGCAAGUUCAGUAUCAACACAGACUCAAAUUAACCAGAACGCAAAUAUUCUUGCUAAGACACCAAAAGUGAGGACGAAACAGACUCCCGUACGGCCUGCUGCACCGAAUAUUAAAGUUUCAUUAAAUCAGCAAACACAACCUACCACAAUGAUGCAUCAAGUUGUAGCACCAGGCGUAAAUAAGAUGGUCGUGAUGAGUAAUAUCAAUGGACAAUUGACACCAGUUCUUCAGCAAAAUUCAAGCCCUCAAAUACUUACGAAUGAUAAGAUGAAGCAACAAGCUCAACAGCAAAUUCUACAACAGCAACAAGUCCUUCAGCAGCAAAUCGCUCAAUUACAACUUCAGCAGCAGCAACAACAACUUCUUCAUUCACAAGCAGGUAUGCAAAAUGCACAACUAAUUGCAGCUGCAAAUGCCAGUGGAAUACAGCAAGUUGUAUUACAACCACAACAGAUGCAAGCUGUGACUGUAACUUCUUCUGCAAACCUUCAACAUUCCAUGCCACAAUUACAACAGCAAGGAAUUAUGACAAAAGCUGGUACACAUCCACCAAUUUUACAAAUGGCUCAACCAGUUACGUCGCAUAAUAUUUCUCAUUCUACAUCUAUGGCCAAUACUCAUAUUGUAACUUCCAUUGCUGGAUCAGUAACUGCUGAUACAUCAAAUUCAAUUCUUGGACCACUCUCAUCACCACAAACUCCUCUUCAACCUCCACAAAAUCCCCUAAUUGCUAUGACAACUCUCUCGGCAUCUCCAAUGUCAAGCAGUCUUCAUAAAGAAAAGGUUGAUGCAUCGACAGGAGAGUCACAAAAGCCUGUAGUUUCAACAUCUGUUAGUCAUUCAACAAUUUCAUCGUCACCAUUAAAACGAUCUGCUCCAGAGGACGAAAAUAAGACAGAUGCAAAGAAGCAGGCAACAGAGAGCUUAGCUGAGUCAAGAAAAGCUGAGGAAUCACAAAAUGCAUCAUCAAAUAAUAGUGUAUCGUCAUCACCUAGUGUAAAUAAAAAUCAACAAACUCCAUCCACACCAAACUCAUCAAAUGCAUCAAAAACUCAAGUUGUAAGUACUGGAAGUAAUACACCUUUAACGACGCAGAAUGGUGAUGCAGACAUAAAGAAGAUAACAAACAAUGUAACCACAAAUUCUCCAUUAUUAAAGAAUGAAUUACCUAAAGCUAUGGUUAAGCCUAAUGUGCUGACACAUGUCAUUGAAGGAUAUGUAAUUCAAGAGUCAAGUGAGCCAUUCCCAGUAACAAGGCAACGAUAUUCAGAAAAAGAGAAUGAUGAGCCACCAAAAAAGAAGCAGGCUGUAACAGAUGAUUCAAAAGUUAGUGAAAGCCCUAAAAUUGUCAAUGGAGAAUCAUCAGGUGUAUCAUCAUCAACGCCAGUUCAAGCUCCAACUGACAUGGUAGCAUGUGAGCAAUGUGGAAAACAGGAAAUGAGAAGUAAAUUGAAACGAAAACGAUUCUGCUCAUUAAACUGUGCUCGUGCUAGUAAAACUGCAUCAACUGACAGCUCACCAGUCAUAUCAGCAAGUAAUGGUGAUGAUAAAGUUGUUGAAGCAUCUCCAUCACAUGCUGAUAAAUCAAAAACAGACAAUAGUGAUAAUAAUGUCGAAAGUCAAUCAAUUGAGGAGCAUGUCAUGAUGAAAUGGAGCGUCUCACAAGUGUGUGACUUUAUUAAAAAUCUUCCAGGCUGUACAGACUAUGCUGAAGAUUUUGCAUUGCAAGAAAUCGAUGGGCAGGCACUCUUAUUGCUUAAAGAAAAUCAUCUUGUUAGUGCAAUGGGUAUGAAAUUGGGACCAGCGUUGAAAAUUGUAAGUAAAAUUGAAUCAAUGCGAGUUUCACAAGAAUCGGAGCAGCAGGAAAGUGAAGGAUCAGGAGAUCAAUCGCCACAAUAAAAUUGAGUAUCGGCUCAAAGCUAAUGUGACCAUAUUCACAUGGUAAUAUCUGAUUUGACAAACUUAAAGUAUGGAACUUUAUGUGGAUAUGGCAUAAAAGUUGUUUUCAAUAUUGAAUCUUGUGAAUUAAUUAGAGAAAUUAUUAAUUAAAUUUAUAUUUUGUACAUAAUAUUUUUAAAUCAUCUUUGCUUUUUUUCAUCAUUAGAGAUAUUGUUUUGCUAUAU